AUGGACCACAAUCACCACUGGUUGCCUCAGAAUGGUGAUCGCUAUCACCGUCGUAGCAGCAGCCAUCACCCUCCUCAAGAUCCCUCGCACUUUACCGGUGCUGCCGCCGAUACUGUUCAGCGUGCUCAGCAGCUGUUAGCUGUCUAUCCAAUGGCAUCUGCUACCCCUACGAAUCACGUUGCUCGACAUAUUAGCAACAUGACCCUAACCGCCGCACCUCCGACAUUCGUUCAGCCAAGUUACUACUCGACGCACCAUGCUGCAUAUCCUCCUCCAUACUCUGAAUAUGAUCAGCAGUUAGAUAUGUUCAAGAAAACUAACGCAUAUAUGAGACACUAUCUAACUGGAAGGACUAGAUCUUAUCAGUAUCAGGAACCUCAGCAUUGGGGGCCGAUGCCCACUGCUCCUUCGCACUUCCAGACCAGCCCAUUCGCGCAGUCGGUAUUUCAGAGAACUGCUCCAAACACGGCAUACCCAACACCCCCUCCUGGUAUCACCCCUUCUUCGUCAUCUCUGGCAUAUGCUCUUGGACAACCACCACCUCAACUCCAGUCAGCCGCACAGCCGAAGGUAUACAGACCAGAGGAGUCACCCGCAUUUUUCAACCAAUUUCUGGAACAGAAAACACGAGAGAUGGUUCAAGCUAUGCCUCCCUUCCCUGCACCAGCUCGUCCCACGACCCCACCCUCAAAAAACCGUCCUCCAGAGGAGAGUCCAGAUCCUCUGGCGCUUGCCCCGUCAAGUACCGCCGCUGUUACUCCACGGAAGCGCAAGCCUGUGGUUGAGAUUGUUUCGCCAUCUAAACGCGUGCACUCCGUGAAAUCAUUGCCCUCGUUCCAACACACUACGAAUCCAGUGACCCCCUCAAGCUCUGCCAGUUCCGUUCCUCGAACGCCAACCACCAUAUCAACGGCUCCCACGUCCUCAAUGUCUCAAGGCUCUUUUACGUCGACGCUGACGCCCAAACGAGUGAAUUUGGCAUACGUAUUUGUGCCUCCCAGUCCAUAUUUAACCCCAUUCUCUUCUCGCAAGGGUUCCGAAAAUGCCUCAAUGCUGUCUGAGAAACGACAGGGGAAAAUGAAGAUUAACGACACGCCCAACGACCUAGGAGGGUACGGCUCUGAUGACGACUUCUCAUCUAGCCCAACAAGAGGCAGGGGUCUCUUCGACUCUGUCAAGUCUUCCGCCCGCCGCACAGGCGAUCGAGAUGAACGAGUUCCACUUGAGAAAUUGACCGCUUUAAUCGACGAGAUAUUCGAGGCUGAAGAUGCGCUACCUGCGGAUGCUGAGGCCAAGGAUCUGCCACCAGAGCUAUUUUCCCAUCUCUCUAUUCAUUGCUCGAGACCUUUACUAAGCCCCACCGUCAUUCGAAAGUUGACGAAAUACAUCGGAAAUGUAGCCCGUCCGACCAAACGUCUCCGCCAAACCACGGCAGGCGGCACACCUGGUCGAGGAAGAGGGGGCCUUGCGGAAGUUGAUACCCAAAUAUUAUCCCGUUUGCUAAAACAUCUUGAUCGAAGCGUCAAAGCUGGCGAGGAUAUCGACCCGUUUGUCGCUAUCGUGGCACCACCUAGUUUAGCCAAAUCUUCUCCUCGAAAACCGUCUGCAAAGAAGGGCAAGAAGAAUGAAAAACGUUCAAAAUCACGGACACCGAAUGGCGACGAAGAUGAGGCUGAAGACGCGGACAAGGAUGAAGGUGGCCCAACCAAGAGUACUGAGCUGAAUGAGAUAGAUUUUGACAAGCUAAGCAGGGUAUUGGAUGUUGCUCGGGACAGCAUUCUGGCUGCGGAUUGCUGCAUUGCACUGCUUGCCAGCGAUAGAUUGAGCAAACAGCUCUAUUCUGAAGAGUUGAUCACGGCCUGCCUCAGUACAAUCAAGAACCAGCUGACGAAGAUCGUAUAUCCCUUUGUAGAAGCAUCCUCAGAAACUGGCGCUAAUCUCAGUCACACCCCACUAUUGCAAUACGUCGUCAAGAAUUCGUCAUCUAUGGCUCAAACCUAUCGACGACAACUCAGCGAGACGUUCCAAGCACUCUCCGCCGUUCUUCCGCGCAUCAAUGCUCUCGUUGGUUCUGAGAGUGUUGCCAUGUCUGACUCGAUCAUUAUUCAGGCAGUGUAUAUCGCCAUAGGCCCGUUUUUUGUGAUUGAUACUGGGGGCGAUGGGGAUGCGAAGGGUAAGAAAGACAAUGUUGUCAUUAAGACCCUUGGGAAAAGCGCGAUGAGGGGCCUUCGUUUGGAUGCCUUGUCAUUGAUUCGCAGUAUAUUUGCGAACCAUGAAGACCAACGGUCGUGGAUCAUUGAAGAGAUCCUCUCCUCUUUGAUUAAACUUUCGGAUACCAAGCAAAAAGCAGGUCAAUUUCGAUUGCGGGAUGGUCGUUCGAUUCGAACUGUCUCCGCGUUGUUACUUCAACUGGUUCAAACUUCAGCACACGAUGUUCGUAUUGAAUCCAGGAGAAUCGAAAAAGCUAGGCAAAACAAGUUUGCGCUUCGAAGGCAAGAGAGUUUUACGGAAAGUCAACAGGCACCGCCCGAGCCAUUUCUUGACGAAAACGAUCACGAGGAAAUUCGUCUAUAUACAAGCGGAAUGGAAUCAGCUAACAAGGCCGCGAAAACGAUCAUUCUUUUCCUUACGCAGAGAUCGGGGAAGAACAAGGCGACCAAGAACUCUAAUGAAGCCGAAUAUCGUGCAAUCUUUGACAACUUAAUCGAAGAUCUCCUCGUUGUGUUGUACUGGCCUGAAUGGCCCGCUGCUGGGCUUCUUUUGAGCAUUGCGUCGAAGUUUAUGGUUGCCUCCCUCGACGACGUGAAGUCUGCGAACUCACAGACAGAUACAAAUGCUGCCAAAACCAUUGCUCUCGAUCACCUCGGCGUCAUUGCUGCUCGCAUUCGUUCGAGCGCGCUCAAAGUGCAGAUAGAUGGUGGUGAGGCUGGUCCGAAGUUUAAAGGUCUCAAACCUCUAGAAGAGGUCGUAAGCACCCUCAGCUCAAAGAGCCUCAACAAGCUCCUAGAUGCUCAUAAGGAUGUUGCGUCACACCUCUGCAAACGUUCUUCAGAAGACCAGGCUUACGAUAGCGCAAGAGAACUAACAGCUGCCACUCUAGGCCAAGAGCUCGCUAGUGCUUUGAAGCAGGUCAACGCUUGGAUCGACCAGUCUGAAGACGAUGACGACUUGAACAUUAAAGACGAAUCUAAAACCCUCGCCUUUGGCCAAAAAAUCAAGACAGCAUUACGCGAAGUGUGGAAGGAUCCUUCCAAUGAUGUGUUCGAUAUUGGCUCCCAAGAAGAAGUUGCACGCGUUGAUCGCCUCGCCGAGGAGAUUGGCAAUGUUCAGAGCUUGCGCAACUCUUUCCAGCCAAUUUUGAACAUCAUUUUGACGGCUCUUGAUGCACCUGCGAUCUUUAUGAGGACUAAAGCUCUGCGUGCACUCGGUCAAAUUGUGACCAGUGAUGCUACGAUCCUUGCAGCGCCCAAUGUUCGUCGUGGUAUUGAGAGCCAUCUACUCGAUAGUUCACCUCAAGUUCGCGAUGCCGCGGUGGAGCUCAUUGGGAAGUACAUGAUUGAUUCUCCUGAAGUGGCUGGGGAUUACUACCAGAAGAUUGCGGAACGUAUGGCGGAUACUGGCCUUGGCGUUAGGAAGCGGGUCAUCAAACUUCUCAAGUCUUUCUAUGCCGUGACGGAUGAUAAUGCUCGUCGUGUUGAUAUCGCGACGAGGCUUGUAAUACGUUUGAUGGAUGAAGAUGAGUCAGUGAAGGACCUGGCUAUCAAGACAAUUGAAGAGCUCUGGUUCCCUCCUGUCCCAUUGCCCUCUGCCUUGAAAUCUCGGGGCAGCACGAGCAGCAACACUCAGGAUAAGAGCGCACUGUUGAGCAAGGUUGCCAUCAUCAUGGCCACCUCCGCCAACUUCAAAGAUCGUCAAUCACCGUUGGAGGAUGUUUUGCACAAGAUCAUUGCGGAGAAGGAGGGCCAUGAGGGUGCUUCUCUCCAUGCUCGUUAUACCGAAAUAUGCGAAACGCUGAUCGAUGGCCUCGUCGACGCCUCUGACUUGCCUGGCUUUACCGUCAUCAACUGCAUCCGCACCAUCUACCUAUUUACGUCUGCGUAUCCUUCCAUCCUCUCUGGUUCCAAUGCAUCAACUCUCUUGCCUUACCUCAAGAAUGCUUCGACACCCGAGGAGCUUAUCACGUCGGACUAUCUGUUGAAGAUCUUCCGCGUUUCGAUCCCUCAUAUGCCGAAGACUGCUGCAAAGUUUGGACAAGAACUUCAAACUUCUCUUCAACCUAUGAUCAUUAAACCUUCCGGUGGAGGAGGCAUACAGGUGCUCUUCUUUCAUCUUUCUGCAUUAGUAGAAACUGUGGGGUGCAUGUGUAUCGUUGUUCAACAUCUGACGCACGAUUUCGUUCGCCUGGUCAAUCUUGUCAAAUCACUCAAUGCCCGACUCCAACAAUUUCUUCAGGCUCCAGCAGCGAAGGAGCUGACUCCGAACGAACUCCGCGCUCUGCUUGUUCUCAUUUUGAUCGUUUCACUUCUCGGCGAGAAUUGUAAUUUUGAUCGCUUGCGCCAGGAGAAUUCUUCUCUCGCUCCUGAUAUUGACAGCAUCUCCAAAGGCCCUAUCACCGAGCACAUAUACCAAACAUUGUUGCAACUAUACAACAAGCAUAGCUUCCUCUUUCGUGCUCAGCCAACUUUGAUGACAAUGGAAUCUUCUGCCGUCAUCAUGGAUGCUAUUUUCGCGUCUCCCGAAGAGGAAGGACGGAGCCGACUCCUCAAAAUCAUGCAAGACUUCCUUAUCUCAGAAGCCUCAAAGCACAGUGCUAAAGAAAAAGAGUCUGUGAAAGGGAAGAAUAAAUCUACAGACGUGAAUAUGGAAGAACUUGUUGGCAAUACAGAUGAUUUCGCAGAUUCAGGAGCGAGCGUAACGCUGAAUUUACCCACCUUCAGAGUCACCUCAGCGAUUGUUCAACGUUAUUUGACGCCGAUCCUCGAUGCCGCCCUUUCUCAGAAUCUUCAAAUCCAGGCAACCGCCAUCGACGUGCUGAGCUUUACCAUAAAACAGGGCCUUGCUCAUCCCCUUCAGUCGUUCCCUGUGAUCGUGGCUCUGGAAACUAGUCCGUCACCUCAGAUCAGCAAUCGCGCAAGCGCAUUGCAUUCUAUUCUUCACAAUAAGCAUGCAUCCCUCCUGAACACGAGAUACACCGUUAGCGCCAGAACAUCUUUCGACUAUCAAAAGAAGAUAUCGUCUGGAGUUAUUCAUGGCUUCAGAGUACAGGGUACCUCCGUCGCCCUUCUCCAACGAUGGUAUUCUCUCGUUCGUGAAAAGCGGCCAACACGUCAAGAUUUCUUGAAAUCCUUGGUCAAAGUUUUCCAAGAGAACCCAACCUAUCAAUCGUCUCAGGAUGACAUCAAUUUCACUCGAUAUAUGGCUGAAAACUUCUCAGCGUUCGAGUAUAAAACCCAAGAAGAGGUCCUCACCGUCAUCAAGUAUCUUACGACCGUACUGUCAACUACAGGAAUGCAACUUCUGGAAAUAAUAUCACCUUCUCAUCUACUAACACACCUACAUGGAAGCUCGCAAACUCAAAUAACGGUACUGUCUGACGCUCCUCACGAUGCAAUGGAUGUCAGUGCCGAUGGUCCACCUUCUAACGACGCACAAGGAAUUGUUCAAGAUAGACCCGCUCUCAUGAGGACCUCUGUUAUCAUUGCCAUGGUGAUGCUGCUCAAAGCAUACCUGAAAACUCGCUACGCCUUAUCUGAAGACAAAUGCAGCAAAUUCGUAGUUGGAAAGAAGAGCGCGAUAGGAGACAAACCUGCGACGAAACGCAAUGACACUUCGAUCUCUUGGGAUAGGCUUCCCUUCGCCACCACACCAUUACUUACGACAAACGACGCUGAUGAGCAGAAAAUCAGAUUCUUGGAAAUCUGGAAUGAAGAUGGCUUGACAGCUGAACCCGACGAUGACUUCUUAUAAAUCCCACCCCCGCCUGCCCCUGAAUAACUUAUUACUCUCUCUUCUUGCACUUCUCCUGGACUGUAUCAUCACCCACUCAUACUUGUCGUCAUAUACCCCAGCGAGGCUUUUGGUCACAUGUAACAAUGAUAAUGCUUGGUCCCUGCC
Messenger RNA from Laccaria bicolor S238N-H82, 6114 nucleotides. RefSeq lists its product as uncharacterized. Gene Ontology annotation, molecular function: chromatin binding. The coding region runs from base 1 to 5967 and encodes 1988 amino acids. NCBI's taxonomy places the organism in Eukaryota, Fungi, Basidiomycota, Agaricomycetes, Agaricales, Hydnangiaceae. Gene Ontology annotation, biological process: establishment of protein localization to chromatin; establishment of mitotic sister chromatid cohesion; replication-born double-strand break repair via sister chromatid exchange. The transcript has 29 exons. Gene Ontology annotation, cellular component: Scc2-Scc4 cohesin loading complex. The record is from RefSeq and is a predicted model, not a curated record.